Ascoidea rubescens DSM 1968 is the source of this 2985-nucleotide messenger RNA. RefSeq names its product putative serine/threonine protein kinase KIC1 (gene KIC1). NCBI's taxonomy places the organism in Eukaryota, Fungi, Ascomycota, Saccharomycetes, Ascoideales, Ascoideaceae. Gene Ontology annotation, biological process: protein phosphorylation. The transcript is spliced from 2 exons. Gene Ontology annotation, molecular function: protein kinase activity; ATP binding. Bases 1 to 2985 code for a protein of 994 amino acids. The record is from RefSeq and is a predicted model, not a curated record.
AUGUCUUCGAACUACAAGAAGCUAGAGCUAAUUGGCCGUGGAAAGUUUGGGCAGGUUUACAAGGCUAAGGACCUCAGGUCAAACAAAAUCGUUGCUAUCAAAGUCUUGAAUUUGGAUACUGAUGAGGACGAGGUUAAGGACAUCAAAGACGAAAUCAAUUUUUUAUCAAAUUUGAAAAACGUUGAAAAUGUGACUCAUUACUAUGGCUCAAUUUUGAAUGGCACCAAAUUAUGGAUUAUCAUGGACUAUUGUGACGGAGGUUCCCUACGAACUUUAUUGAAACCCGGAAAGAUUCAGGAGGCUUAUACUGCUAUCAUUAUGAGAGAGUUGUUAUUUGCUUUAAAGGCCAUCCAUAAUCAGGGUGUUAUCCACAGAGAUAUCAAGGCUGCCAAUGUUUUAAUUACAAAAGAUGGAAAGGUUCAAUUAUGUGAUUUCGGGGUUGCUGCCCAACUAACUGCUUCUUCAUCGAAGAGAACAACAAUGGCCGGCACUCCCUUUUGGAUGGCUCCCGAAGUCAUUCAAGAAGGUCGUUCUUAUACCUGUUCUGCUGACAUUUGGUCUCUUGGUAUUACCUGUUAUGAAAUUAGUACCGGUAAUCCUCCAUAUUGCGAUAAGGAUGUCACCAAAGCAAUGAGAUUAAUCACAGAAAAGAAACCCCCUCGAUUGCAAGGCUCAAACUAUUCUGCAAAUUUAAAGCAAUUCAUUGCAUUAUGUCUUGACGAAAAUACUGCUGAAAGACCUACUGCUGAAGAUCUUUUAAAGUCAAAAUUGAUGAAGCAAUACAAAAGCUAUCAAACCAAUUUUCUAAGAGGCUUAAUCAAAAGAUAUUUGGACUGGAGAGAGACUCAAAAGGCAAAAGAAAACACAGGUAACAAUAAUAACAACAAUAACAAUAAUAACAACAAUAACAAUAAUAACAAUAACAAUAACCACAAUCGUAAACAUCUUAUAAGAGAUUCCAUAAUUUCCAUAAAUGACGAUCUUCUUAAAAGUAGUGAUGAUCUUACUGAUGAUAACAAUUUGGAUGUUAAAUGGGAUUUCGAUUCUCUCAAAUCUGCUGAAUAUUUGAUUGAAGAAGAUGCCAAUUCAAGUCCUACUGAAAAUAACUUUCUAGUUGUUAAAAAGGGUUAUGACCCAAACAAUUUUAGCAAUCCCAUGCUAAGUAAUACUUUAAAUAAAAACAUCAAUACCAAUAUCAAUACCAAAAACCAUAUCAAUAACAUGACUUUAAACGGUAAUGUGAAUACAAUAAAUAACAAUACCAUUAUUAACAAUCCAAAAUCAAAUAGCACUAUUACUAACCACUCAAAAAAUAUCAUUGGAUCUAAUUCCAACGGUAUAACAACAAAUAAUCGUCAAAAUAUUAAAAAUAAUGACGUCACUUUUGAUGAAGAUUUCAAUUUUACUGGUAGAAAUCCAACUACAAACAAUUUCGACUCGCCUUAUAAUAUGAAUACUAAUACAAAUAAGAUUCCGACUAUGGGUAUUAAUACAAAACUGAAAAACCAACUGAAAAACCACAAUAGCAAUUAUCAUUCGGGAAAUUUCAACAGUCAGCAAGGAUUCACUAUAAAAAAAGAGCUACCGAAAUCAUUACAAGAAUUAUUUGAAUACUCACUAUAUGAAGGAAAUGUGAAUAAUAAUAACAAUAGCAAUAACAAUAGUAAUAGUAAUAACAAUAACAAUAACAAUAACAAUAACAACAAUGAUAACAACAUGCUUAAUAAUGAAAUUAGUAUAAAUCUUGAUUUAAAUAGUUAUAAUGAUAAUACAUUUGAAAUUCCUUCAGCGUCGAGUGCAAUAAUAUCAAGAAGUAACACGCCGAUAAGAGAAAUUGAAAUACCUGAAAUGAAUAUGAUAGAAAUCCCAUCAAUGGAUGAUUUAACUGCUGUUAGCCUAGCCAAUCAUAGUAUUAGUAAUACUACUAAUAACAAAAACAAUAAAAGCAAUAAUAAUGAAAUAGACGAAAGUAUUCAAGCUCCACCACAAAUAUCUACAUUGCUAUCCAAUAGUAAUAUGGGAAACAUAGGCAAUAUGGGGAAUAGUGGGAAUAGUGGGAAUAGUAUUAUGAGUAAUAUAGAGACCAAUAAAACUAGUAAUAAUAGCAUGAGUCAAAACACAGGUAAAUCAACCAUUAGUGGUAUAAACAACAAAUUUAGUAGUAUGAGACCAAGAGCAGGCACAUUGACAAUUAAUACUAGUAAUUUGAGCAUUAAUACUAGUAGUAGCAAUACUAUUAAUAACAAUGAUAAAAAAAUCUUGGGAGGAGGAGAUUUGACGAAUAUUAAUCUUAAUAGUAUUAAUACAUUGAACAAUAUUAAUGCAUUAAAUAAUCUUAAUGGGAAUGGUAAAUUAUCUCGAAAGCCAACAUUAAAAUCCAUAAAAAGCUCACAACUGAGUAUUAAUCAACAGAAUAAUAAUCAGAUAAGUUCACAGCUAAGUUUGCAGAUGAAUAAUCAAAUUAGCCAAAUUAAUCAAAUUAAUCAGCUAAGUCAGUUAAGUCAAUUUAACCCAAGCAAUACGAUCAAUUCAAUAAAUUCGAUAAAUCCGGCGGGGUUGCCGAUCCGAACACCAUCACCAAAGCGAGUUGACUUUUCACCAUCGAAAUCAUUGCCAAUACGAGGAACAGGGUCUAUGAAGCCUGGUGGUAAUAGCAACGGCAAUAUUUUUGAGAAUGGUGAUAGUAAUGAUAAUAACAAUAAUAACAAUAACAAUAACAAUAAUAACAAUAAUAACAAUAACAAUAAUAACAAUAAUGCAAAUAUGAAUGGAAAUGGGGUUACUAAUGGAUCGGCGCUUAGGAAUCGAAACAUACAGCCCAUUGGGGUGUUUCCUAUGAUGCCCAACUUGAAUCCAGCAGCAUUUAUUGAUAUUUAUCCUCGAGAUAAGUUGAUUGGGGAUUUGAGUUUGAUGGUGAAUCACUUUGCAAAGGCAUUAAUAGUGAUGGAGGACAAUUUGAAAAACAUUAAAGAAUCGUACCAGUAA